UUGGCAAUUAAUUGAAAUAUGUCAAAAACAUACAAAUUCCAUAAUCACCACGAAAAUGUAUAAAAAAUAAUUUAUUAAUUUACAAUAAAAUUGACAAUAGUUUUUAUUAGCAAAAUGUUUAUUAACUAAAUUUCUUCCAUGUUUACAAUAAGUAUGCAUAUUUUAAUUGCUAAACAGAAAUAAGUAAAAAUAAGUGUAAAAAAAAUUAAGAUAUAUAAUAAUGAUCGGAAGCUGCUUUAGUCAACAUGUUGCAGUUGAGGGGUCCUUUACUGCAACAAACUAGACAAGUCACAUUCAAAAGCCCCAUCUACUCUGGAUACCAUUCAAACCUGAAAAUCUUAACAGCCCAGAAAAAGUGUUGCCAAUACAUUCAUGCAUGCUAUCAUUCUGGUAAAAACUUGGCAACACCAGCUGUAGCAACUGCCAAUGAAAUAAAACUACCCUGCUUGGUCCUCAACACAAUGUCUCCUUCAAGUUGGUUUGCUGCUAAGGGCAUAUCUAAUAUAAGGACGAGAUGUCUUUGUACCAAACAACCAGACACAACCAAGUUACUAGCAAGCUCCGCCCAGGGAAUUGACAUGAAACCCGCGAAACCGAAGCGAAAGGAAAUAGUGGAUCCUCCCGAAAUACCAGAACCUUGUCCGGACGAGCCACUGCCAGGAGUGCCAGUCCCCGGUUUCCCAGAUGUAACCAUCCCCUUCACCCCUGAUGUACCAUUACCAGAAUUACCCGAAAUCCCCAUCCCCGUUAAACCUGGAACGUUCCCCAGUAAAAAUUUGCCAGGAAGACCAAAACCAAUUUUCAAUGAAAUUCUGCCAAAAUGGCGCGCACCUGUUAUGCCAGAUUUGGCCACGUUGUUCAACUCCCCAUUGGCCCUACAUAAAGUAGCUGAGAACUAUAAAGCGGAAUAUUUAAUGCUGACUUCUCAAAUGGAAGUUGCUUCACAAACAAAUAAUUACUUUUAUAAAAAAUGUGGCCUGCCUGAAGGUUCGAUUAUACAGCCAAUAGAACAGAGACUAAUUUCAAAGCUAUCUAAGCGUUCAAAUGACGGGAGCGUUAAUAAUUUGAUCCUCGCAAUCUCAGAGUUAUCUCCCGUCCAAGUCGUUGCGAUUUUAUCCCUACUACAAAAUCAGAUUUGGCUUAUAUCAAACAUGAAUAAGUUGUCUCACGGCGAUUUAAAUGUUGCGAUGAACAAAGAAGAAUUGGAUAGAAUGAUUAGAUUGGCUGCCAGAUUACAAAGAGAAAUUUUGCACCCUGAAAGAGUAGGAGGGACAUGGUGUCUUAAAUAAAAUGAACCAUUGCAUUCUAAGUAUCCAGAAUGCUGAGUACUGAGUCAGCAAAACAACAAAGAUAUUCGCCAAUUUUAAACUUAAUAAAUACAGGAAAUGUAUAGCGUAGUUUAUUCCACAAUCUUUUUGUAAUGUUAAUACAAUAGAUAAUAGAUAAUUGAAGUAUAAAAUUGUAAUUUAUAAUUAAAAGUAAAACAUCUAAAUGCA
This is a messenger RNA of Spodoptera frugiperda (fall armyworm), 1496 nucleotides long. RefSeq lists its product as uncharacterized. Bases 246 to 1289 code for a protein of 347 amino acids. The transcript has 3 exons. NCBI's taxonomy places the organism in Eukaryota, Metazoa, Arthropoda, Insecta, Lepidoptera, Noctuidae. The record is from RefSeq and is a predicted model, not a curated record.